Molecule: messenger RNA, 1012 nt
Organism: Arabidopsis thaliana (thale cress)
Lineage: Eukaryota; Viridiplantae; Streptophyta; Magnoliopsida; Brassicales; Brassicaceae
Exons: 2
Coding region: 396-476 (26 amino acids)
Source: RefSeq, marked reviewed
CAUAAAAAAUCGUUAUUUCUACCAUAAUUUUCUUAUUUUUCUACCAUAAUUUUCUUAUUCUCAACAAAAGUCAUGUGGCAUACCAAAAUCGAAGAGUCGUAACCAAAUCUAACUGAUCUCUUCGUAUCCUUCUGUAAACAAAUUUGUAAUGAUAGAUUCUAUUUUUCAAUAAACUUUUGCAAUCAAGUUUGUUCCAUUAUUCUAUAAUGAAGAUAUUUUGGUUUGUGUUUGCGCGUCAAAGUUAGUAUUCCUUUUACAAUCAACUUUUCCUGUAAACUAGGGUAUCCAAAUCAAUAGUAUCAAAGAUGAGUGUGGAGUUUAUACAAGACGAGGAGAAGACAAAAUAAGUAGAGGGUAUGGUGUGAAAAAGACGUCCUUGAAGCGAACCUUUAAAGAUGAUUUUUUCCUUGAAGCGAACCUACAUCUUGGUCUAUUACCAGAAAAAAAGAAAGAGAUUCCAAGAAAAAAGAUUAUAAUUGGUUUUAAGUUUCUCCGACGACUUCGACAAAAAUAUGUGAUUAUCGAGAGGUGAAUCAUCUACAUCAUCCAAAUUCCAGGCUUCUCACCAAACUGUUACAAUCUUCCAUCUUCUUGAGAACAACAUUUUCCUAGAUACCAAAUCAGGUGAAAGAAAACUCGAAGAUCCAGCUAUCUAACUUCUAUCUUCUUCUCUUCCCAUGUCUUCUACUUUUUAAAAUGGAAAACACAAUAUAUAGUUCAAAUAUAUGAGGUAAUGAGGUAAAAUUAAAGGAAUGGAAAAGAAAACAAAGAAAAUAUAUGAGUUUAGAUAAGCAUCAAUAAGGCCAGCAAUAUUUUCACUUUCUAGCCCUAUCUUCACUUUCUCUUUGCCAUUGUAUUAGUAGUUUUGUGCUAUGACUCUAAAUUUUUGCCCAACUGUGUCCUUCUAAUAUUGAGCUCUUUCUUAAAAAUUAAGUUUUAAAUAGAUAUAAAAAUGUUGUCCGGAGAAGAGAGAGGGCCAUCCAGCAAAAUAUUUACACUAAAUGAUCAUUCA